GAUUGCUGCCGCCUUUGCGGUUUGAUAGCUUCUGGCUGGUUUCCGUCGCCAGCACACGUGGACAGCACACGUGGACUGAUCCGCCAUGGACGUCAGUGAGGUGAGUUUUCUUGAUGGCUCACAAGGCAUGCAGGGCAGAGGAUGGAUGAUACACGAGCACUAAAGAGAGAAUCCAGACGGAGAAAGGCCUUCACUGCUUGCUCUGUGUGUUGCUCGGCAUUCCCUGUAGCUUGUUGUUGCGAACGCGCAGGCUGUGAAAGACAGGGUACGCCACACGACGCCAUUUCCUUGCCGCUUCUUCGGCUGCACAGUGGUGCUGUGUGUGUUGUAUGUUGUGUGAAUAGAUCAUAGCACAGCUGUCGCGCCUUCUUGAGCAAGACGCCGCCAGCAUCGCUGCACCGGUGGGUCAAACUCACUGGCGGAUAAACAUGCCGGUCACUGUGCGGUCCUUUGAUUGCUUCAUCUGACCUUAAGGCGUCGUCUCCUGAGGCAUGGGUGCUCAAUUAUCAGCUGGGCUCGAUGGCCUCCCUGCUGAAUGCACUCACCACGCAGCUGGAGCAGGGAGAGCCCGGCCUGGCCGGUGCUGUGGAUGCACUCACACCGACCACGGAGGCUGCUGCUGCGGCGGGCCCUCAACACCCAGAGGCACAGGUGAGAUGAAGCAGCGGGUGACCGGCCAUCGUUACGCAGGGAUCUCUCCAUCCUGCAUUGCUGUGGUGGUGUUGUAGGCUCCCGUAGUCGCCGGCCCAUCAUAUCGUUUGAUCCAUCAAAGCGGCACUCCUCCCCCCAUCCACCAAGGACCGGUCAGUCCGACACCAUGACAGAUCUGAUACAUCGAAACCAUCCCGACCUUACUUUGAUGUCACGUCGAUUGCCACAUCAGGCCCGUCGUUGGCUGUCCCGCGACGAGUUGGCCAAUGCCUUCGGCCAUCUGCAGCCCUGGGAGCUGACGCGCUACCGCCGGCCCCUCGGCACGCCCCUCUUCCAUCAGUCGGCCGCCAACUACACCCACCUGGUCAUCGACUGUGAGGACGACACGGCACGGCGCAUGUGGGAGGCCAUGCCGCUGGCCGUGGCACACAUAUGGGGCGAGAGGGCGACCAGCAUCCGAGAGAUCAAGCACCGCCACCCCAGGGGGCAAGAGAGCUGGUGUCGCGGCACCUGGGUGGCCGUGGUGGAGGGUCACGGGCGGGGCCGGGCGGCCAAUGCAGAGAAGAAACGACGGGAGAGGGCGGGAGGGGAGGGGGCAGCUGCCGCUGCUGCGGUGGGGCAAGAUGAUGACGGAGGCCGGUCGGCUGACCAGGGCACAUUGGAGAUGCUGUUAUUCGAGGCCGUCAAGCUCCAUGACAGCAUUGACAUGCCCGACUCUAUCCCCUCAUCUGAUCUGCCCCCCGCCCCCACCGCCCCCACCGCCCCCAUUCACUUGCCCGCACUCACGACGAUCGACAGCAUCCCCAGUGACCACUGCCUGUGGGCACGUGUGGGCCGCCAGUGGCACACACCCGCUGUCAAGACCCUCACCAUCCGAGGCGGCAUUGGUGAAGAAGAUGUGGAGGGCGCGAGGUCAUGGCUGGCCGACUGCGCCGACAUAGAGGUGCUGCACCUCAGCAGUUGCGUUAUUGACGGAGGGGACGCAGACGACGUGGCCGGCAUGCUGAGUGUGCUGCCCGCCGACGGGAAGUCACUCGCGGCGCUUCGCACACUGCGCGGCGUCGACGUCGAGAUGUAUGACAGAGACCCCGCCGCCAUCGACAGGCUGCGUGAGGUGAUGGUGGCGAGGGGCGUCAGCCGGUCCAUUCGUGAGCUCGAGAUCGACAUGAGGUCGAUGGGGAGCACUCCACAUGAUGUCGAGCGGUGCCAGAGCGUUGCACGGCUCAUGUAAGGACACACACACACAGACAGACAGAGAGAGGGAGGGGGGGAGGGAGAGGGGCUGCAGAGAGACGGUGCAAUUCAUUCCUGUGCUUUGCCUUCGAUCAGUGACGCCAUUGCUCAUCCCGAGGCAGUGAAGAAGGGCGUCUUCACACUCUGCCACGACGGCACGUGUGGAGAGAUUGACGAGGCGCUCCUCUCGCGCAGCAGCACCGGCCCCGCCGCCACCCAGCAGCUCAUUCGCGACUUCGCUAAGAGAGCCGGCACCGUGAUGUACCUCGUCGACGACGACGCCGUCCCUGCAACCAUCACCGACGCCUCAUUCCCCGCCGCGCACACACUGUCGCCCUCGCCAAUGAGGCCAAGAAGAAGCGGGCGGUCGAGAUCGCCUCCAACAUGCCCAACCUGUCGCGCAUCGAGACAGAUGUCGCCCCUGUUCGUGAGAUGUGGCGGUUCCUCGAGCAGCUGCAGGCGGCGCUGGUCAGCCGGGGGCGGGAGAGGAGCCUGUCAGUGCAUUAUCGUCCGUUGGCAAACGCAUUCGUGGAGCCGGUGCACACUGUCCGGAGCCCCUGUCUGUGGGGGCGGGACACCAACGACAAGCUGCCGCCAUAAAGGAAGUGACGGUCACCGUGUUCGGUAAGGGGGGAGGGGAGUGCAAAGGGGAGAACCAGCAGCCAUGGCGUCUGUGUGUGGGUUGUGUUCAAUCACUGUAGGCGGUGUAGAGGAUGACCAGUUGGAGCAGUUUUACGACAACGUGAUGGCCUCUGUGGCGUCAUUCAGCAACGAGCUCAAGGUGCGCCGCACACCACACCACACAAAGACAGCUGCCGGGCGAUGUGUGUGUGCUGCCCACUGUCCGGUCGGUUUGAAUGGGUGACAGGGCCACAGGAAGACCUGUGUGAGGUUGCUCUGCGAUGCCCUGCGCACCGACUUCAAGCGGCGCUUCAUGGCGCAGCAGGCGAACCUCAACCUCAGCGGCGGGCCCUACAAGCUCAGCCUCGAAGCCGACGGGCUGUGUGUCGAGCGCCGCAAUGCCGCCACAGGUAGGACACACAUCACACACACCACACCACCCGCCACAGCGUGCCUUCAGUGUCUGUCUGUCUGGCCGUGUGUGUCGCCCGUCAGAUGGUCACUCGGCGGCCCAUGAAGGCUGCUGAGACAGCCGCGAUGCAUGCUGGUGUGAGAGAACACCUUGACGGUGUGCAGCGUAGAGCGGUGGGGUGGGAGACAGCUAGAUGAGUGAGUGGCUGGUUAGCGGGAAGAGCUGGCUUCCCUCGCAGCCACCACGGCCCACUGUGGUUGGCUGUGCGGUACGUUGCUGUGGGUGUGCUGAG
Vitrella brassicaformis is the source of this 3209-nucleotide messenger RNA. Lineage: Eukaryota; Vitrellaceae. The record is from the annotation of a GenBank genome assembly.